Messenger RNA from Chanos chanos (milkfish), 1107 nucleotides. RefSeq names its product RIB43A domain with coiled-coils 2 (gene ribc2). The transcript is spliced from 7 exons. Lineage: Eukaryota; Metazoa; Chordata; Actinopteri; Gonorynchiformes; Chanidae. The record is from RefSeq and is a predicted model, not a curated record. The coding region runs from base 1 to 1107 and encodes 368 amino acids.
AUGAACACCGUGGAGUUACUGUCAGAUCGCUUAGAAGCUGCGAGAAUAGAGAGAAGGAGAAAUAGGGAGCUUCAGCGUCAAGACAGGAUCUUCAAUGCAAGAGUUCGAACAAUCGGAAUUGAUAAGGAUGCCCUUGAUCAUCAAGUUCAAGAACGAAAAGAGAAAGAAGAGGCUGAGAGCCUUACGUUGAAGGGAUACGCUGAGGAUCUCUUACAUGGAGACCGUGUUGCCUGUUUGCUCGAUCACAGGCAGAGGAAAGAUGAGCGUCUCUUGCAAAAAGCCAUCAUGGACUUCCGCCAGAAUUUUCAGCAGCGCAGUAGCAGGCGGGAGUUUGACCUGAACGAUCCAGAUGCGUUGAAAAAGCAGGACAGCGUGCAGAUGUUGCCAGGGCUGGUGGGCGAGGACCCAGGCAGCGUGGAAAGACGAAGGAGGCAACAGGAGCAAUUAAGGAGUUGGUCCAGUCAACAGCAGCAUGAGUUAGUAGAAGCACAUCAACGAAAGAAACGUGAAGACUUGCAGUAUGACCAGACCAGAAUAGCAUUGGACAACAGAGCUUUAGAGUUACAGAAAACAGAAGAGGAAAACAAGCGAGCCCUUGCCAUUGCUACAAAAGACUUCAACCUGGCUCUGGCUGCUGAAACAGCAGGGCGGCGUCAGCGAGAGCGGUAUGAAGAAGAGGAGAAUAAAAAGAUGGACAUACUGAACCAUCUGCAGGGAGAACUGUUGAGUAAGAGCCAGGACCAGAGCGCCAGUCUUCGGGGUUAUUCACGCCUGCGCAGUGACUCCUACUUGGGCCUUAGUCUCCAGCAGCUGCAGCACUUUACUGACCUCCAGCUGCAGCAAGCCGAGGAGAAGAAGAGGGCUCUCCUCGCUCAGAAGCAGGAGGAGCUGGAGCAAGACCGUGUGCGUGUGGAGUCUGCUCGUGCUGUCCUGCUCCUGGAGAGAAAGCAGGCUCGCAUUAAUAAGGAAAUGCGACAAGCCAUGGACAACGCCAAUGCAAAACUGGCCCAGGAGCAACAAGCCAGAAAGAAAUACCUGGAGGAACAAGUCUACACCAAUGUACCUGAUGAAAGUUACUUCUCCCAGUUUAAUACAAGCACUCGAUAA